GGCCGGGCCCGGGGCCGCUGACAGCCGCCGCCGCGCCAUGUACGCCAAGGGCAAGGGCUCCGGCGUGCCCUCGGACGGCCAGGCCCGCGAGAAGCUGGCGCUCUACGUCUACGAGUACCUGCUGCACGUGGGGGCCCAGAAAUCCGCCCAGACCUUCCUGUCGGAGAUCCGAUGGGAGAAGAACAUCACACUGGGGGAGCCCCCCGGCUUCCUGCACUCCUGGUGGUGUGUCUUCUGGGACCUGUACUGUGCCGCCCCGGAUCGCCGGGAGACCUGUGAGCAUUCCAGCGAGGCCAAAGCCUUCCAUGACUACAGCGCGGCGGCCGCGCCCAGCCCGGUGAUGGGGAACCUGCCCCCCGGGGAUGGCAUGUCAGGGGGGCCUGUGCCCCCUGCCUUCUUCCAGCCCUUCAUGUCCCCCCGCUACCCCGGCGGCCCCCGGCCCCCGCUCCGGAUGCCCAACCAGCCCCCCGUGGGUGUUCCCGGCUCCCAGCCGCUGCUGCCCAAUGCCAUGGAUCCGGCUGCGCGCUCACAGGGACAUCCUGGAAUGGGGGGCCCGAUGCAGCGCAUGAACCCCCCCCGAGGCAUGGCCGGAAUGGGACCCCAGACCUACGGCAGUGGGAUGCGCCCCCCCCCCAGCUCACUGGCCGGUCCUGGCAUGCCUGCCAUGAACAUGGGUCCCGGUGGCCGCGGGCCCUGGCCCAACCCCAACGCCAACUCUAUUGCCUACUCCUCCUCAUCCCCUGGGAACUAUGUGGGCCCCCCCGGGGGUGGUGGCCCCCCCGGUACCCCCAUCCUGCCCAGCCCCGGAGACUCCACCAACUCCAGUGAGAACAUGUACACCAUGAUGAACCCCAUCGGCCCCGCGGGGAACCGGCCCAACUUCCCGAUGGGGCCUGGCCCCGAGGGGCCCAUGGGCGGGAUGAGCGCGAUGGAGCCGCAUCACAUGAACGGAUCCCUAGGCUCUGGGGACAUGGAUGGGCUGCCAAAGAGCUCCCCCAGUAACCUGGGGGCCCUGAGCAACCCCCCCGGGACCCCUCGGGACGACGCCGAGCUGAGCAGCAACUUCCUAAACCCCUUCCAAAGCGACAGCUACUCGCCCAGCAUGACAAUGAGCGUGUGAGACCCCCCCCCAACCCCCGCCGACAGCCAGACGCCCUCGCCCAUCACCGAAAAAACCAACAAAAACAAAACAAACAAAAAAAACCCCCAAACCGAAUUCGUUAAUUGUAACGAUCGGCCCCACCCACCCCACCUCAAAAAAAAAAAAAAAAGACAAAAAAUACACUAAAGGAGCAG
Messenger RNA from Chiroxiphia lanceolata (lance-tailed manakin), 1296 nucleotides. It is a transcript of the gene SSBP4, whose product is annotated as single stranded DNA binding protein 4. Gene Ontology annotation, biological process: positive regulation of transcription by RNA polymerase II. Gene Ontology annotation, molecular function: single-stranded DNA binding; protein binding. Bases 38 to 1120 code for a protein of 360 amino acids. Lineage: Eukaryota; Metazoa; Chordata; Aves; Passeriformes; Pipridae. Gene Ontology annotation, cellular component: nucleus. The transcript has 17 exons. The record is from RefSeq and is a predicted model, not a curated record.